AUGGCGUCAAUGUGGAUGUCCGACUCUCAAAAAAUUGGAGUAAUUUUCUGCUCCGGAGGAGGCUUCUUCCUCAUCGGCGGAGUGAUGAUGUUCUUUGACCGGGCAAUGCUGGCUAUGGGAAACAUCCUCUUCCUCAUCGGCCUGACAAUCAUCAUCGGACCCCAAAAGACGCUCCUCUUCUUUGCGCGGAAACAAAAGGCAAAGGGCACGGCCGCCUUCUUCGGCGGGCUCGCGCUGAUCCUGCUGCGUUGGCCCCUGAUCGGCUUCUGUGUCGAGCUCUACGGCAUCAUGGUCCUCUUUGGCGAUUUCCUCGGCACGAUCGCUGCCUUUGCGCGGAAUAUCCCAGUCAUUGGACCGUAUAUCGGAACCGCGGUCGACCGAUCUGGAGUCGGCCGCCGGAACGCCGAGUUGCCUGUGUAA
This is a messenger RNA of Colletotrichum orchidophilum, 420 nucleotides long. RefSeq names its product Got1-like family protein. The record is from RefSeq and is a predicted model, not a curated record. Gene Ontology annotation, cellular component: COPII-coated ER to Golgi transport vesicle; Golgi cis cisterna; endoplasmic reticulum. The transcript is spliced from 5 exons. Bases 1 to 420 code for a protein of 139 amino acids. Gene Ontology annotation, biological process: retrograde transport, endosome to Golgi; endoplasmic reticulum to Golgi vesicle-mediated transport. Lineage: Eukaryota; Fungi; Ascomycota; Sordariomycetes; Glomerellales; Glomerellaceae.